This is a messenger RNA of Erinaceus europaeus (western European hedgehog), 1537 nucleotides long. Its product is annotated as SEC14-like protein 3. Gene Ontology annotation, cellular component: cytoplasm; nuclear speck. The record is from RefSeq and is a predicted model, not a curated record. The coding region runs from base 6 to 1208 and encodes 400 amino acids. NCBI's taxonomy places the organism in Eukaryota, Metazoa, Chordata, Mammalia, Eulipotyphla, Erinaceidae. The transcript is spliced from 12 exons.
GCACCAUGAGCGGCCGCGUGGGAGACUUGAGCCCCAAGCAGGCGGAGGCGCUGGCCAAGUUCCGAGAAAAUGUCCAGGACGUGCUGCCUGCACUGCCCAAUCCUGAUGACUACUUCCUUCUGCGCUGGCUCCGAGCCAGGAGCUUCGACCUGCCGAAGUCAGAGGCCAUGCUCCGCAAGUACAUGGAGUUCCGAAAGACCAUGGACAUCGACCACAUUCUGGACUGGCAGCCCCCGGAGGUGAUCCAAAAGUACAUGCCGGGAGGGCUGUGCGGCUACGACCGGGACGGCUGCCCCGUGUGGUACGACAUCAUCGGGCCCAUGGACCCCAAGGGGCUGCUGUUCUCCAUCACCAAGCAGGACCUGCUCAAGACCAAGAUGCGGGACUGUGAGCGCAUCCUGCAUGAGUGUGACCUGCAGACGGAGCGGCUGGGGCGGAAGAUCGAGACCAUCGUCAUGAUAUUUGACUGCGAGGGCCUGGGCCUGAAGCACUUCUGGAAGCCGCUGGUGGAGGUCUACCAGGAGUUCUUUGGCCUCCUUGAAGAGAACUAUCCUGAGACGCUGAAGUUCAUGCUCAUCGUGAAAGCCACCAAGCUGUUCCCGGUGGGCUACAACCUCAUGAAGCCCUUCCUGAGCGAGGACACACGCAGGAAGAUCGUCGUGCUGGGAACCAACUGGAAGGAAGGCUUGCUGAAGCUCAUCAGUCCUGAGGAGCUGCCUGCUCAGUUUGGGGGGACCAUGACUGACCCAGACGGGAACCCCAAAUGCAUGACCAAGAUCAACUAUGGUGGCGAGAUCCCCAAGUCCAUGUACGUGCGCGACCAGGUGAAGACUCAGUACGAGCACUCGGUGCAGAUCUCGCGGGGGUCCUCGCACCAGGUGGAGUACGAAAUCCUCUUUCCCGGCUGCGUGCUCAGGUGGCAGUUUGCGUCCGACGGGGGUGACAUCGGCUUUGGGGUCUUCCUGAAGACUAAGAUGGGGGAGCGGCAGCGGGCGGGGGAGAUGACGGAGGUGCUGCCCAGCCAGCGCUACAACGCCCACAUGGUGCCCGAGGACGGCAGCCUCACCUGCUCGGAGGCAGGAGUCUACGUGCUGCGCUUUGACAACACCUACAGCUUCGUGCACACCAAGAAGGUCAGCUUCACAGUGGAGGUGCUGCUGCCCGACGAAGGCAUGCAGAAGUACGACAAGGAGCUGACCCCCGUCUAGGGCUAGGGGCGGCCCGCCUCUCACCCAGCCCUCGCCUUGCUCUCUUGCUCUCUCUUUCUCCUACUCCCCGUGCCCUGCACACCCAGCCCUCUUCCCUGGGUCUGUCACGCCAGCGGGUAGAGAAAGCUGCCUCAAGGAAGCCCUGUACAUUGUGGUGGUCAGAUCAGAAAAGGUCUGAGGCCCCCAGCCUUGGAGGACAGAGAGGCCGGCUCAUAGGACCCCAGGACAGGAAGGCGAGGACCCCGGCUCAUAAAACCUGUGUGUUCACCUGGCUCCCCUCCCUUCUCCUCCUGACAGAGCUGGGGGGGUGGGGGUGGGCACGCAGGGGG